CCUGCAGCGGGGCUCAGCCCUCCAGCAGGACAGGGAAGGGCCAUAAAGGGCUGCCCCCCUGCCCGGGGACGCAGGCGGCAUUCAGGGAGGGACCCCAGCGCAGGCAGCAUGGAGCAGCCGCUCUCCCUGGAGAGCUGCCUCCUCCUCUGCCUCCUCGCCCGGCUCUCUGCUGCGGCCUCAGGCACCGAGAAGACACCAGGCUACUGGAACGAGGGGGCCAGGAGGAGGCUGGAGUUGGCCCUGGCUUUGCAGCCUGUGGCGCGGCGAGCCAAAAACAUCAUUCUCUUCAUGGGUGAUGGCAUGGGGCUGCCCACAGUCUCUGCAGCUCGGAUCUACCAGGGGCAGCUCGCCGGUGGCUCGGGCGAGGACAAUGUCCUGGCCAUGGAGACCUUCCCCCACGUGGCCCUGGCCAAGACCUACACCAUCGACCGGCAGGUGCCCGACAGCGCUGGCACGGGCACUGCCUACCUGUGCGGGGUGAAGGCCAAUGCCAAGACACUGGGGCUGAGCGGAGCAGCUGUCUAUGGCAAAUGCCACACCACUUUCGGCAAUGAAGUGGACUCCAUCCUGCACCGGGCCAGGCUGGCAGGCAAGUCCGUGGGCAUCGUGACAACCACACGUGUGCAGCACGCAUCCCCUGGGGCCACCUACGCCCACUCGGUCAGCCGGAGCUGGUAUGCUGAUGCCAACAUGCCCAAAGAUGCCCUGCGGGAGGGCUGCAAGGACAUUGCCUACCAGCUGGUGCACAACACGGACAUCAAUGUGAUCCUGGGCGGUGGGCGGAUAUACAUGACCCCCAAGCAGACUCCAGACCCCGAGUACCCGGAUGACCCGGCACAGAACGGCGUCAGGAAAGAUGGCCUCGAUCUGAUCGCCGAGUGGCUCGGCUCCAAAGAGGGCGCACGCUAUGUCUGGGACAAGAAGGGCCUGGAUGAGGUUGAGGAUGACUCCGUGAGCCACCUCAUGGGCCUCUUUGAGCCCAAGGACAUGAAGUACGAGCUGAACCGCAACACCUCCACGGACCCUUCCAUCGUGGAGAUGACGGAAAAGGCUAUUCGCAUCCUCCGCAGGAACCCCAACGGCUUCUUCCUCUUCGUGGAAGUUGAUGCCCAUGCAGGUGGCAGGAUCGACCAUGGCCACCACAGCGGCCGGGCGAAGCAGGCACUGAUGGAGACCAUCAUGCUGGACCGGGCCGUGGCACGGGCAGGCGAGCUCACGGACCCCUCUGACACCCUCACUGUGGUCACAGCCGAUCACUCCCAUGUCUUCAGCUUCGGGGGCAACACGCUGCGUGGCAGCUCCAUCUUCGGACUUGCCCCAAAGAAAGCCAAGGACAAGCGAGCCUACACCAGCAUCCUCUACGGCAAUGGGCCUGGCUACAGCAUCCGUGAUGGGGGCCGCCCGGCUGCCAGCCUCCCAGCUGCAGAGGACAAGGACUACCGGCAGCAGGCAGCUGUGCCCCUGGAGUCAGAGACCCACAGCGGCGAGGACGUGGCCGUGCUGGCCAAGGGCCCCAUGGCCCACCUCUUCCAUGGCGUGCAGGAGCAGCACUACAUCGCCCACGUCCUGGCCUACGCCGCCUGCCUCGAGCCCUAUGCAGCCGAGCCCGCCUGCGGGGAGUCCCGCAGGGCGUCCCACAGCCCCCGGUGCUCCUCGCAGCCCCUGCUGACUCUCCUGGCCCUCUGCGUGGCCUCCCACCUGGCAGGCGGCUGAGAACCAUGCUUCAACCCAGCUGCCUCUCUCCCAGUCUGCCGUCUGCAUGGCCAGGUCCCCACUGUGGCCAGCCUCAGGGAAUGCAAUAAAACUCAGGUCACUCAACUUCA
This is a messenger RNA of Dromaius novaehollandiae (emu), 1823 nucleotides long. RefSeq names its product intestinal-type alkaline phosphatase-like. Gene Ontology annotation, biological process: dephosphorylation. Bases 109 to 1713 code for a protein of 534 amino acids. Gene Ontology annotation, cellular component: plasma membrane. Gene Ontology annotation, molecular function: alkaline phosphatase activity. Lineage: Eukaryota; Metazoa; Chordata; Aves; Casuariiformes; Dromaiidae. The transcript has 11 exons. The record is from RefSeq and is a predicted model, not a curated record.